Messenger RNA from Etheostoma cragini (Arkansas darter), 1054 nucleotides. RefSeq lists its product as uncharacterized. The transcript is spliced from 3 exons. Lineage: Eukaryota; Metazoa; Chordata; Actinopteri; Perciformes; Percidae. The record is from RefSeq and is a predicted model, not a curated record. The coding region runs from base 207 to 893 and encodes 228 amino acids.
UGACCUCUUUGUUCUUCGUUGGCACCAACCCUUCUGCCACCAUGAAGGGGCACAGGCAAUGGGGUGAGGGCCCUUUGUCUUAAAAAAGGGCCGAGAGCCCUUUGUCGUCCCCUUCUGAAGACGUGCCUUCUUCCACGAGGAGGCAGGAAGAAAAAAGGGGUGAGAGCCCUUCUUCCUCUUCUGAAGAAGAUGAGCCUUUUGCUCCAAUGCGCCUUCAGGCAUGGAGGAGUGAGAGUUCUUCAUUUUCAUCUACUGAAGAAGACGAGCCUUCUACCAUGAGGAGGCAGCAACAACAAAGUCCUGUGUCCUUCAUGGAGAUUACCCUUUCUACCACCUUGAGUCAGGAUGGACGUGGUCGCAGCCCUUCCUCUACGUCUUCAUCUUAUGAAGACACCGAGCCGGCUAAUAGCUUUUUAUCCAUCCAUCUGAGUGCAAGAGGGAACUUAGGGGAUGCAAGACAAAAGGAAGCAACAGAAAGAGUAAAAAGAGAAAGAGAGAGGUGUGAAGAGAUGAAGAACAAGAACCAGGAGGAGGAGAGGAAAACCUUUGGUCUGCUUUCAAGGACUUACAUUUGGUGGCUCAACCACAAGAUAGACCGCGUUGCUAGAGAAAUCCAGUCAACCGUCGUGGAUGAGCGCAACCUCCUGCGUCACGGUCACCUCAGUAAUUCACAGAAAAUGGCAGAAAAAGAACGACUGCUUGACCGAAGGACGAAGCUGGUUGUGUACAAACGCAGACAAGAAUUUAAGGUGGAGAGGGAAGUGAGGAAGCAAAGACUGAAGGUAAAGAGGACGGAAGAAAAGGUUGUGAAGAUGGAGAAUAUCUCAGAGUUAUGCAACAACCCAGAAAGGCCAACACCAGACAGACGUAGACAUAAAUUAUAUAGCAUUUAAGAGAAAAGGAUAGCAAUCAGAAAAAUGGCACCAAAUAGAAAGAUUUGACAAAACUGAAGUAAAGAAAAGUUAAAAAUUCUAUUAAAACAUUAGCAACCACCAUCAAACAUCAUCCCAACCACCUGAUAACACCCUAUAUGCUUUAAUUCAAUUACAAAAUG